GUCAUCACGGGGACACGGGCCGAAUAUUGAUCAUCCACAGCUGAUUUAGUCUCUGAUGUUCUCAGCAGACGACAAGAUGGCGGCUGCAGCACCAGAUGAUGAUUAUUCAAAUCCUGUGAAGCGCAGCAGAAGCCCUGACUUUGGUCGUCCUUACUUUUCAGAUAAGAUAGAACCCAGGAAGCGCAGAAGCAGCAUUGUAGGCCUGCCACCUAACAUGUCUGAGCUGAGGGUUGUUCUGCUGGGGAACAGCUGGUCUGAGAGGAGUUCAGUGGGGAACUUCAUACUGGGAGAGACUGCGUUCAACACUGAGGAAGAACCAGACUGCUGUCAGAGAUUCACAGGACAUUUGAAGAAGAAAGAAAUAGUUCUCAUCAACACCCCAGAUCUGCUGCAUUACAACAUCUCUGAACACAAACUGAUAGAAAAUGUGAAAAACUGUGUGAGUCUCUCUAAUCCUGGACCUCAUGUGUUCCUGCUGGUUCUACAGCCUGAAGACUUCACUGAGGAACAAAAACUGAAGCUCUGCAGAGUCCUUCAACUCUUCAUUGAUCAAUCAUUUGACCAUUCACUGGUUCUGAUAUCAGCACCCAGAGAGGAGAGUUCAGGUUCCAUUGAAAACUAUAUGCAACAUCCACCAUUAGGAGACAUGAUCAGAAUAUGUGAAUACAGAUUAUUGUUACAGAAGAACCUUGAACUUGACGAGCUCUUAACACGCUUCAGCCAAAUUGUAAAAGAGAACAACGGAGAUCAUGUGAUCUGUGACGUGUUUGAGGACACAAAGUCUGACUUAACCAGUGGUCUUGGAAGCCUGAAACAAGGGGAAACGGACAGUGUCCGCUUGGAUCCUUUUAGAGCAGCUGUUGCAAUCAAGUCACACACUCCUUCACCAGUGGAAAGUACAACCAACCAGAGGCCUGUGCUCAGGAUUCUGCUGGUCGGAAAAUGUGAGAAGAAAAAAACAAAACUUGGCAAUUUCAUUAUGGGAGCUCCAGCAUUUCAUUUCCUCAAAGAUUUUCCAAUCAAACAAUGUGUGGCCACCUGUGGAGAGCGGAGAGGAAAAUCUCUAACUGUAGUAAAAACAUCAGACAUGUUCAGUUUGCCUGAGCAGAAAGUGAGAAAAGAGGCAAGAACCUGCGUGAAUCUUUGUUCUCCUGGACCAAAUGUUCUGCUGCUGUUAGUGAAACCUUCUGAUUUCACUGAGGAGAACAGACGAACACUGAAGUUCAUCCUGAGUCUGUUUGGUCCAGAUGCUUUUAAACACUCGAUGGUCGUCAUGACAGAGAAGGAAAGUGGAACACAUUCCACUGUGAAUGAGCUGCUUAAAGACUGCGAUGGAAGACACUAUAACGUGGUUGAAAGUAACCACAAACUGUUGAUGGAGAAGAUUGAGAACAUUGUGCGUGAAAACAAAGAAACCUUCCUCACCUUCUCUGAAGAGUCUGAACACAUGAAACCAGCUUUAAACCUGGUUCUGUGUGGGAGGAGAGGAGCAGGGAAGACUUCAGCAGCCGAGGCCAUUUUAGGUCAGACAGAGCUUCAUUCAGUCUCCAGCUCAUCAGAGUGUGUUAAACAUCAGGGAGAGGUGAGAGGACGUCAGGUUUCCCUGGUGGAGCUUCCUGCCUUGUAUGGAAAACCUCAGGAGGAAGUGAUGAAGGAAUCACUCAGGUGUAUCUCCCUCUGUGAUCCUGAAGGCGUCCAUGCCUUCAUCCUGGUCCUACCUGUGGGUCCCCUCACUGAUGAAGACAAGAAAGAGUUAGAGACCAUCCAGAACUCAUUCAGCUCUCCAGUCAAUGACUUCACCAUGAUUCUGUUCACUGUGGAGUCAGAUCCUGCAGCUCCAGCUGAUGUUGACUUUAUAAGAAAGAACAGAGACAUCCAGGAGCUGCUUCAGAGCUGUGGAGGAAGAUCUGUUGUUGUCAACAUCAAGGAUAAGCAGCAGAUCUCUGAGGUUUUGGAGGCUGUGGACAAGAUGAGAGUUGAAGGAUCCAGAUGCUUCACAAAGGACAUGUUCACCAAGGCUCAGAUGGAGAAGGUUUCACAACUCAAAGCUGAACUUCAGGAUGUCAGACAGAGGAGUGGGAUGGGAGGUGAUGAUGAGAGGCAGAGCAGAGAGCCUCUCAGGAUGGUGCUGAUUGGGAAGACUGGCAGUGGGAAGAGUGCAACAGCAAACACCAUUUUGGACAUAAAGCAUUUUAAACCCAGAAUUGCCCCAAAACCACCGACCACGUCUUGUGAAACAGCAACUGGAGAGAUUGAUGGACGGCCUGUUGUUGUGGUAAAAACACCCCCCUUGUUUGAUACAACUCUCUCUGAUGAUCAAAUGAAACAGGAGCUUCAGAGAUGCUUCAGCAUGUUGGCUCCUGGACCUCAUGUGUUCUUACUGGUUCUGCAGAUUGGGAACUUCACACCAGAGGAGAAAGACUCUGUGGAACUGAUCAAGAAAUAUUUUGGGAGAAAGUCUAGAGAUUUCACCAUCAUUAUAUUCACCAGAGGAGAAGAACUGGACGAUCAGUCAUUUGAGAGUUAUAUCAAAGAUUGUAACGACUUUGUCAAACAACUAAUAAACGACUGUGGAGGAAGAUAUCAGGUCUUUAAUAACAAAGAUGAAUCAAACCGCACACAAGUCCAGGAGCUGCUGACCAAGAUCGAAACCAUGGUAACGCUAAAUGGUGGCAGCUGCUACAACGCUGAGAUGUUUGAUGACACAGAGCAAUCCACAAAAAUACAAGUGGAGAGGAUGAGGAAAGAGAAGGAAGAAGAGAUGAAGGAGAUGAAGAGAAAUCAUGAGGAAGAAUUUAAAAAACUGAGAGGAGAAAUUGAACAGGAGAAAGAACAAAGAGCAAAACAGCUGAAGGACAAAGACGAACACAUCAACAAAGAGCGUGAGGAGAGAAAGAAAGAACGAGAGGAAGAUGAAAAGAGAUGGAAAAAACAACAAGAAACUCUACAACAGGAAUGGAGAGGAAAACUGGAAGCUUCAGAGAAAAGAGUUCAGUCAGAAAAAGAGCAAAAGGAAAAUGCUGAGAGGAAUCUGGAGCAGAGUAGAGAAGAGAUGAAGAGAGAUCGAGAGGCCUGGGAUAAGGAAAGAAAGGACAUGGGAAAAAAAAUUCUCGAACUUGAACAGAAUCUGGAGGACGAGAAAACAAGAUACAGAAAUCUCCAACAGGAGAACUGUUUAUUCUAGUAUCACUUGUUAUAUGUUAUUUCUUAGAUAGGUAUCCUCACACACUACAGAGUCCUAAGCCAAAAGAAGAGAAGAAGAAGAGUUUUACAACUUGCUAGUCAGGUAAAAGUUGCAGUUUGACAUUUAUAGACUUUGCAGAUAAAGGUAUAUUUAUAAAGUUUACACUAGGAGUGAUUAAGUAAAAUACAGAGAGGAAAGACAAUAGAAACUAGCCAGCCAACUAACAUUGUGAAUGUUUGUGGUGCGUUAAAGGUACUAUAUGAUUUUUCUAAACACACUAUACAACGUUUACAAUGAGCAAGUGCGAGAGAGCAGCGGUGGUCAAGCAAGAAUAAAGAGAGGAAGCGGCGUUUGUGAGAACAAAGCAGUGAAUCAGAGAAAUAUAAUGUUAUUCUCUGAUAGUUUCACAGUGGUUAUGUUCAAAUUUACAGAUUACUUUUGUAUUGUUAUAUGAGUCUAUGCAUUGUUUUUUUUACUUUAAGUCCUGCAUAUUAUACCUUUAAAGUCACCUCUGAAAAAUGUUGUUCCUGAUGUGCAAACACCUUUAUGUCUUCUACAUUCAGUUCUCUGGUUGUUGAGUAGGUUUUCUCAAACCCCAGUUUACUAUGUGACUUAAAAUAAAAAUGGACAACAGUAAUUGUUUUAAUUUUCCAAUGUGGCUGGAAACUCAACAACCAGGAUACAGCUACUUUGAAAUGAGUUGGUUAAACCUGUAAAAUCACAUUUCUGGUGCAUAAAAGCAGUGAUGAUCAAGUAACAUAAAAUAUAAUUAAAAAUAUAAAAUACAGUUCUAAAUACUGGUGAGUAAUUAAAGCCUCCAGACCCACAGGUCUCAUCUUCUCUAUAUAGAAUAUGUAGAAAAAGACUUAAUGUCGCAGUUUAGAAAUAUUUACUAAUCAUCAAUUGCUAUCUUACAGUAACUCCAGUGGCCAGAAGUGUCCCUCUCUUCAGAGGUCCCGUCCUCUCAGUGAUUGCUUUUACAUGCACACUAGUAUUCCAAUAGUAGUAUAUCUAGUAUUUCAGUAGUUAUUCCUGGAUAUAAAAUUUUGAAUAUUGUCAUAUUCAUGGUUCAAACACCUUUAAAAGUCUGAUCAAAAGUGUGUAUGAAUUCCAGGAGAGGCCUGUGCUAGCUAGCUAAGAGAGAUAACAGUAGAUAGUAGUCACUACCAUCAGUAAGUGUAAUGUAAAUACCACUGCUCACUGGAAAUUCACUUCUUUGCAGCAGAGAGAGAUAAAUGAGAAAAAUCAUGUUUUGUUUUUUGUUUUUUAUCUCUAUGUGUCUCACAACUGAGC
Seriola dumerili (greater amberjack) is the source of this 4477-nucleotide messenger RNA. Its product is annotated as GTPase IMAP family member 8-like. The record is from RefSeq and is a predicted model, not a curated record. The coding region runs from base 56 to 3184 and encodes 1042 amino acids. Gene Ontology annotation, molecular function: GTP binding. Lineage: Eukaryota; Metazoa; Chordata; Actinopteri; Carangiformes; Carangidae. The transcript has 7 exons.